AUGGCCAAAGGAGCGGGAGGUCGCUGGGGCCUGGGAGGAUCGCAGGACCGCGGGGUGCGCUGGAAGCUGCCGAGCUGGGGCACAGCAGAAGCAUCCGGCCGCUCCGUGCUCCUGAAAACGUUGCUGCUUCUGGGGCAAAUGAAGCUGUAUCCGAGCUUGCUAUUAAAUAUUAACCCGAGGGGAUUCAGGAAUGGGCUCCUGCACAAACCACAAAUCGCUGGCACUGUAACAAGGUUUUCUGUAAGGCACCCAGUGUGUUCCAUGGGAAACAGCAGCAGCCGGCUCUACAGCGCGCUCGCCAAGACGCUGAGCAGCAGUGCCGUGUCCCAGCACCAGGACUGCCUGGAGCAGCCGGACUCAACGCGGCUGGAUCCUAUAGACCCCAAGGAUUUGCUGGAGGAAUGUCAGAUCGUUCUGCAGAAACGGCCACCCCGGUUUCAGAGGGACUUUGUGGACCUGAAGCAAAACACUGCCAGUAACCACCGCCCCAUUCGGGUCAUGCAGUGGAACAUCCUUGCCCAAGCUCUCGGAGAAGGCAAAGACAACUUUGUUCGGUGCCCCAUAGAAGCUCUGAAAUGGGAAGAGAGGAAGUGCCUCAUCCUGGAGGAAAUCCUUGCAUACAAGCCUGACAUCUUGUGCCUGCAAGAAGUCGAUCACUACUUUGACACCUUUGAGCCGCUCCUCAGCCGGCUCGGCUACCAGUGUACUUUCUUCCCAAAGCCGUGGUCCCCGUGCCUAGACGUGGAGCAGAACAACGGGCCGGAUGGCUGCGCCUUGUUUUUCCUCAAAGACCGCUUUGAGCUCAUCAACAGUGCUAACAUCCGGCUAACCGCCAUGAAGCUGAAGACCAACCAAGUGGCCAUAGCUCAGACGCUGAAGUGCAAUGAAACUGGGAGACUGUUCUGCAUUGCCGUCACUCACCUGAAAGCCCGUACUGGCUGGGAGAGGUUUCGGUCCGCGCAAGGCUGCGAUCUUCUCCAGAACCUGAAGAGUAUCACCCAAGGUGCGAAGAUCCCUCUGAUCAUCUGCGGAGACUUCAACGCGGAGCCAACCGAGGAGGUCUACAGAGAAUUUUCCAACUCCAGCCUCAACUUAAACAGUGCGUACAAGCUGCUGAGCCCCGAUGGGCAGUCAGAGCCCCCGUACACCACCUGGAAGAUCCGGCCCUCAGGAGAGUGCCGGCACACGCUGGAUUAUAUCUGGUAUUCCCAGCACGCCUUGAAAGUGAACUCAGCCCUGGGCUUGCUGACUGAAGAGCAGAUUGGGCCCAACAGGCUGCCAUCGUUCAAUUACCCUUCUGAUCACCUGUCGCUGGUGUGUGACUUUAGUUUUAAUCAAGACCCUGACAGACUGCUGUAAUGUGCUGGAAUGCCACCUGGUAUUGCAGUGUCUUAACUCAUCGCUAUUUUAUUUUAGAGAAAACUUUUGAAGCUGGAAGCUAUUGAAGGGUGAGGAAGUUCUGUUGACUAAACAUUAUUUCAGGCACUUGUUUGGAGUUACACUUGCUGUUCAGCGCUUGUUAAGCUGGAGCCUCCAAGGGAGGAAGAAAGGAAUCGGUGUUCUCGUCAUGGUGUUCUUGCCAUGUCAGGGUUUUAAAAACCGGAAGGCAAAUGAGCUUUAUCCUUUCACUAACCCCUGUGUUUAAGGAUUUAAUCCUCUAAUGAAUGUGGAGGCCUUAGUAUUUAAAUUAAAACACUUGUGUUUGUAAAACAACUUGCCCUGACAGCAUGCUAAUUUUAUUUAUUUCAUGUUA
This is a messenger RNA of Pelecanus crispus (Dalmatian pelican), 1753 nucleotides long. The record is from RefSeq and is a predicted model, not a curated record. NCBI's taxonomy places the organism in Eukaryota, Metazoa, Chordata, Aves, Pelecaniformes, Pelecanidae.